Gossypium arboreum is the source of this 999-nucleotide messenger RNA. RefSeq lists its product as uncharacterized. The record is from RefSeq and is a predicted model, not a curated record. The transcript has 6 exons. The coding region runs from base 1 to 999 and encodes 332 amino acids. NCBI's taxonomy places the organism in Eukaryota, Viridiplantae, Streptophyta, Magnoliopsida, Malvales, Malvaceae.
AUGGAUGAGUGGUUUGGGGAUUACUUAAGAAACCGCCCUAAUAUACCACGACCUCCUCCGCCUCCUGCUCGAGCUAAAGAUGAAAUGCCGCAAGGUAUGGCACCUGUGAGAAUUGGUAAGGCCUUAGUGGAUAAGCUUAGGAAAUAUGGAGUCGAAGAGUUUAGGGCCAUGAUUGAUGACAAUCCGGAACGUGCUGAGUUUUGGCUUGAGAAUACCAUUCGGGUUCUCGACAAACUGUCGUGUACUCCUGAGGAGAGUUUGAAAUGCCUGGUGUCGUUAUUGAAGGACACUGCAUACCACUGGUGGAAGACUGUAUCCUCAGUGGCACUGAGAGAGAGUAUCACAUGGAAAUUUUUCCAAGCUGAGUUUAAAAAGAAGUACAUCAGUCAAAGAGAUUACCCAGAGCGAGCUGAUAAAGAGGUUGAAUUAGCUCCGAAGCCGAUCGCUCCUAUUUCUCGAGGUAGACCUCUGAGACAUCCUAGAAGUGCAAGCGGUAGUUUAACCGUUGCUAAGGAUGCUACUACAAAAUUAGAGGCUCGAGUCCGCAAGUAUAUCGAAUUGAAAUGCUCAGGUGAUGAGAUCUCUGAAUUGAUUCAAGUGAGUUGUACUCCACCGGUUGUGAUUUCCUCAAUGAUGGCUCAAAGGGUAAGCAUCAAGAACAAGUAUCUGUUGCCUAGGAUUGACAACUUGUUUGAUCAAUUGAGGGGAGCCACUGUGUUUUCUAAGAGAGAUCCGAGAUCCGGCUACUACCAGCUGCGAGAUGAGACCGAACAUGCCGAGUAUUUGAGGACUGUUUUGCGGACUCUACGAGGCAAGCAACUUUAUGCUAAAUUUAGCAAGAGCGAUUUUUGGCUCUGGGAGGUUAAAGCUGAACACCAAGUACCUUCAGAUUUGUUACAGACUGUGAUUGUCCCCGAAUGGAAAUGGGAUAGAAUUACCAUGUAUUUUGUUACUGGAUUGCCAUUGAACCGGAAAAGAAAGAUGUUAUUUGGGUUAUAG